Molecule: messenger RNA, 1832 nt
Organism: Haliotis rubra (blacklip abalone)
Lineage: Eukaryota; Metazoa; Mollusca; Gastropoda; Lepetellida; Haliotidae
Product: mitochondrial cardiolipin hydrolase-like
Exons: 2
Coding region: 207-917 (236 amino acids)
Biological process (GO): piRNA processing
Cellular component (GO): mitochondrion
Molecular function (GO): metal ion binding; RNA endonuclease activity producing 5'-phosphomonoesters, hydrolytic mechanism
Source: RefSeq, a predicted model, not a curated record
GAUGAUUCAAUGUCAUAACAUAACAUGUUGUGAAUAAUUGUAGAAAUUAUCUAAAAAACGAAAAAACAAUCUUUUCUAAUUCGAUUUAUUUUUCGUAUCUACUACAAAUCGUGUUUUUAGUGGGAAAUCCCCGACACCACGUGACAAGCCUGUCUCGUCCAGAGAUUGUCUCACUGUUGCUAAUUUGGGUGAUACACAUUUCUAAAAUGCCUGACCGAUCAUUAAUUGUUCGAGGCGCUUUCGUUUUUGGAACAACACUGGCGAUAGGAGUGUUAACAGAGAUUAUUUACCAAGGUUUGACUUGGUGGAGAACACGAAGGAAAGUAAAGAACCGUUUUUCUAAAGUUUUAUUUUUCCCUGACAAAGAAGUUGCAUGUAAGGCCCAUUUUCAAACACGAGAAGGUUGUAGUCAUGUUAACUGCAGAUAUUCCCACAAGGACACAUCGCUCAGUGAGCUGUACAAACACCUUGGCAGGGCUGAACGCAGUCUAGAUGUGUGUGUGUUUGUGAUAUGUUGUCAGGAUCUGGCAGACAUACUGAUUCAGCUCCACAAGAAAGGAAAGGUGGUUAGGAUCAUCACAGAUGACGAACAGAUCGAGAUGACUGGUUCACAGAUAUGGAGAUUCAGGAAAGAAGGUAUAAAUGUCCGGACUGAUCAUUCAUCAUUCUUCAUGCACCACAAAUUUGUUAUUGUGGACAAAAAGAUUCUCAUCAAUGGUUCUUUUAACUGGACGAGGAAUGCAAUCACGGGCAACCAGGAGAAUCUGCUCAUCACAAACAACCCAGACUUUGUCGGAGCAUACCAGAAAGAGUUUGAAAAACUGUGGAAAGAAUUUGAUCCAAGAAACUUUAACAAUUCAGACUUGCAUAGAAGGAAACCACAGCAACCAAACUCUUCACCAGCCACUUGGGACUGAUGUUAGGAUUCACUGCUGUGUUAGUUGCCGUCUUUCAGUUUCAUAAUUCUCGUCACAUGAUCGUCCAUCAUAGCAAUUUCAUUUUAAAAAACUUUUUACCGUGUUUUACCUGUUUUAUUCACAAUGAAGCAAUACAUGGAUUCCCAUGACAUGUACAUACUUUUAAUGGAGUACAUCAGUGUGUGACAAUGAAGUGGCAUUGAUUGACAGAAAUAUACCAGCCAUGCUUAAUGUGUCAGAUACUUCUUGCAUAGCAUAAUGAUUCAUGCAUACAUAAUUUUGUGAGGUGUAUGUUGUUUUAUCAUAUCACAUUCCGAUCCAUAUUGUGUUUUUUAUUAUUUUGUUCAAAGGGGGUUUUGAAUCCACUUGCUUGUUCACUCACUUUGUUUAUCAUUAGAAAAUCCUUGAAUAAGAAUGUUAAAAGAUUGUUGAAGUUAAACAUUACUAUUUAGGCCUGAAUGAUAGUUUCAUUUGAUGAUUGAUGUACAGCGAUAUGUAUUGUUUACUGAAGUUAUAAGAAGGUCUAUUUUCACUAUUGCUCAUCUUCAUCCGGUGCACUUCUUAAUGGGUUCACAUGAGGCUAAUAAGAUAUGUUCUAUUUUUCAACACUUGUAAAAUAUACAGUUCAAAAGAACACCUGCUUGUUUCUGUCAUGAUUCUGCCAAUUUCUAAAUUUCAGUUUCUAAUUAGUCAAGGUUGUUUUAAUAUGCCUUGAAAAAAAUUGGUACAAAAAUAUUAGUCAUCUUCAGAACAAUGAAGAGCUAAAAAUAUAUUUGUUAUAUAGAUAUAAUCAUCUUGAAUGUUCAUUCAGUUAAAUGGAAAGAAACCUACAUUUGCAAUAUCAUAUGGUAUCCCACUGAACACAAGUUUUAUUUCAAUACUAUUGAAAAGUCAAUUAAAAUCUGGAAUUUUCAA